Messenger RNA from Paramormyrops kingsleyae, 2672 nucleotides. It is a transcript of the gene cyp27c1, whose product is annotated as cytochrome P450, family 27, subfamily C, polypeptide 1. Gene Ontology annotation, biological process: cortisol metabolic process; cholesterol metabolic process; cellular response to peptide hormone stimulus. Gene Ontology annotation, cellular component: mitochondrial inner membrane. The record is from RefSeq and is a predicted model, not a curated record. Gene Ontology annotation, molecular function: heme binding; monooxygenase activity; oxidoreductase activity, acting on paired donors, with incorporation or reduction of molecular oxygen. Lineage: Eukaryota; Metazoa; Chordata; Actinopteri; Osteoglossiformes; Mormyridae.
CCUGGUUCUCAUCCAGGCGUUUUUAACAAGAUCGAGGUGUUCUGGGAGUCCUCCCCCCGGCACACCCCUAAGAGCGACAUUAAAACAGCCGGAGGUGACGGACCCCCAGCAGUCCCGUUAUAAAUCGUCCAACCGCGGACACUUUCGGAACGCUGUAUAUUUAUUUUUAGUGGAGCAAACGACUGAAACCUACGCCUGAUCGUCCUUCUGAAGUUUAAGUCAAACAGUGAUCAUGGCCAUUUAUCAUAAAUCAGCUGUACUUUUUAGCAGGAGGUUGCUGAGACAAUCAGAAAAUGCCUUUUUUUUGCUCGCAGCUGCACAUGACCACAGACUUUUUUCGAGCCGGUCAGUGCCUGAGCUGCAGGAAAAUGUUCUGGCUGGGAACUUGGCAGCCAAGCCGGCGCCGGCGAAGGAGGAUAAAGACAGUCGGGUAAAAAGCAUCAAAGAGAUGCCGGGACCUAGCACCAUGAGUAACCUGAUAGAGUUCUUUUACCGGGACGGAUUCAGCCGGAUCCACGAAAUACAGUUGGAACACAGGAAAAAGUACGGAAAGAUCUUCAAGUCGAGGUUCGGCCCGCAGCUGGUGGUGUCCAUCGCGGACCGGGACAUGGUGGCCCAGGUACUGAGGUCGGAAGGCAUAGCCCCUCAGCGGGCCAACAUGGAGUCGUGGCAGGAGUACCGUGACAUGAGGGGCCGCUCCACGGGUCUCAUCUCUGCGGAGGGUGAGGAAUGGCUCAAGAUGCGCAGCGUCCUCAGGCAGCUGAUCAUGCGACCACGCGACGUGGCAGUCUUCUCCGGCGAUGUGAACGAAGUGGUCGACGACCUGAUCGACAGGAUCUGGACACUGCGUGGCAAACAGGCCGAUGGGCAGACGGUGGUCAACGUCAAUGACCUCUUCUUUAAGUAUGCCAUGGAAGGUGUAUCUACCAUCCUGUAUGAGUGUCGGCUGGGCUGCCUGCAGGACGAGAUUCCCACGCAGAGCCUGGAGUACAUCGCUGCCCUGCACCUCAUGUUCAGCUCCUUCAAGACCACCAUGUAUGCCGGAGCCAUUCCCAAGUGGCUGCGGCCCAUCUUCCCCAAGCCCUGGGAGGAGUUCUGCAGCUCCUGGGAUGGCCUAUUCAAAUUCAGUAAGAUCCAUAUUGACAAGAAGCUUUCAGAGAUUCAGAAGAAACUGGCUGAUGGCGAGGAAGUGAAAGGAGGGCUGCUCACUCACUUGUUGGUGACCCAGGAGAUGUCGCUGGAGGAGAUCUACGCUAACAUGACAGAGAUGCUGCUGGCUGGAGUAGACACAACGUCCUUCACGCUGUCUUGGGUUACGUACCUGCUGGCAUUACAUCCAGAGGUUCAGCAGCAGGUGUACGAGGAGGUGGUGGGGAAGCUGGGUCAUGACCAGGUGGCCGUCAGAGAGGAUGUCAAACACCUACCGCUUAUCCGAGGACUGGUGAAAGAGACUCUCAGGCUGUUCCCAGUGCUUCCUGGAAAUGGUCGGAUCACGCAUGAAGACCUUAUUGUGGGGGGGUACUUGAUCCCAAAAGGGACUCAGUUGGCCAUGUGCCAUUAUUCUACCUCCAUGGAUGAAGACUACUUCCUGGAAGCUGGCCAAUUCAAGCCAGAUCGGUGGAUACGAAAGGACACAGCUGACCGAGUAGAGAACUUUGGCUCGAUCCCCUUUGGCCACGGGAUCCGCAGCUGUGUGGGCAGGAGGAUCGCCGAGCUCGAGAUGUAUCUGGCCGUCACCCGGCUCCUGCAGAAGUUCCGUAUCGAGGUGUCCCCCCUGACUAACGAGGUCCACGCCAAAACCCAUGGAUUGCUCACUCCAGCAGCUCCUAUCAAUGUAAAGUUCGUGGAUCGGCAAUAGGCCCCGAGUCUGUGCAUGGAGAGCUGGAUAACCGCUCUGCUAACUUUGCCUUCACCAAUGUGCAUUAGUCACUGCGAUUAAUCUACAGGUAUCUAUACCCUUCUGAACUUAAUGCGAAUCACCAUUGAAAAGUUUUUGAAGAUACCCUCUUCAAUAAAGCAUCCAGCCUUUUAAUAAGCUGGUCUAUUGACUGUUUCACUUAUAUAGUUAAAUUUACUACUGUCCUAUUCAUUUUAAGGGGCGUGGGUGGAUUACCAAAUCGUUACAUGAAACGUACUUCUUAAGAACUUUUCGUUUUUCGACAGCAGUGAUUAGAGGCUCACAGGGUUUUCAUGCCAUUGGUGCAAAUGCAGAGUUUGGUUUGAAGGACCAAAGUUGACAGCAACUGCACUACAGGACAGGGUUGAUGGACAGUUCCUGAUUGUGCUGGUGCCCAGACGCCUAUAUUGGUCUUAAUUCGGCCCUGUAUUCUAUAAGUGUGAGGAAAUGAAACAAAAUAAUUUUUUAGUUAUUUUGGGUAGAUUUUUUUUUUUUUUAAUGAAUGAUAGAUUUAUUAAUGAUAGAUCAUACAUUAUUUAUGAUCAUACAUUUAUAGAAUGUUUUAUACAAAUUAAAAAAUAUUUGUACAAAUGAAUGUCACUCUCCAAUGCAUACAGUUAUACUGUAGGACUAGACUGCUCUUCCCAGACUGAGCUUCAUGUAGCCAGGCACAGUAAACAUUUUGACAAAAGGGAGGAUAGUUCUGAUCAGACACGCCAAUGUGGUGGUUUGCAUUGAAAAAUGUUAAAUAAAGACUUUUCAUGAAAUCUUAAAA